Tauraco erythrolophus (red-crested turaco) is the source of this 730-nucleotide messenger RNA. The record is from RefSeq and is a predicted model, not a curated record. NCBI's taxonomy places the organism in Eukaryota, Metazoa, Chordata, Aves, Musophagiformes, Musophagidae.
UACCAGGAGGCUGAGCAGGCUGAGGGAGGUGCAAGCAAGAAGGAGCCCGUUUCCUCGCUGGAGCAGGUUCUCAAGGAGACCUCCCGAGAGAUGGUUGCUCGCUCUGCUGCCACACUCAUCACUCACCCCUUUCACGUGAUCACUCUGCGCUGCAUGGUGCAAUUCAUCGGCCGGGAGACCAAGUACAGUGGGACACUAAGCGCCUUCACCACGAUUUACCGAGAAGAGGGCAUCCUGGGCUUCUUCGCUGGCCUCAUCCCCCGGCUCCUCGGGGACAUCCUUUCGCUCUGGCUCUGCAACAUGCUGGCCUACCUCAUCAACACGUAUGCACUGGAGAACGGGGUCUCCACCAUGGCUGAGAUGAAGAGUUACUCACAGGCAGUCACUGGCUUCUUCGCCAGCAUGCUGACCUACCCCUUCGUGCUGGUCUCCAACCUGAUGGCCGUUAAUAACUGUGGGCUGGCUGGGGGUCUCCUCCCCUAUGCACCUACCUACUCCUCUUGGCUGGACUGCUGGAGCCAGCUGCGCAGGGAGGGCAACAUGAGCCGAGGGAACAGCCUGUUUUUCCGGAAGGUACCCACAGGGAAGCGGUAUGUGUGGGAGGAGAGGAGGUUUCGUUGAAGCUGGAGCUGAGAGCGGAAUUGUGAAGCUGGUGCCGGGCUCUGGAGGCAAAGAAUUAUGGAAGAGUGGUGAUUUCUAUACGUUUUUUUAAAAAUCAUUUAAUGCUGAG